This is a messenger RNA of Drosophila virilis, 2594 nucleotides long. It is a transcript of the gene lili, whose product is annotated as LMBR1-like protein. Gene Ontology annotation, cellular component: plasma membrane. The record is from RefSeq and is a predicted model, not a curated record. Lineage: Eukaryota; Metazoa; Arthropoda; Insecta; Diptera; Drosophilidae. Gene Ontology annotation, molecular function: transmembrane signaling receptor activity. Gene Ontology annotation, biological process: signal transduction.
UCAGUUGCAAGAAUUUUUUACGUCGCUUGGUUGUGUGCGACGGUUGUUUCGGCGUAAAGGAAUACUGUGGGCAUUUUUAAAAUGCUGUGCUCUUUGAAAAUCUAAAUUCUUUAAUAAUUUAAUUACUUAAUAAAGCAAUGCAAUCUAACACAAAGUCUAUCAAUAAGCAAUAACAAUAAGCAACAUCUAUUUGGUCUGCGGUCGUGCGUACGCGGGUGAAAAGUGAAAUUAGUUACUAUUGGACAUUUAAUUGUGUUCGUGCUACACUCAGUAACGAAAGAAACUUAGCCGUGGGCGGGGGAGGGCCUUCCUAAACAAACACGAAACUGGCUCAAAACGACAAGCUAACAUUCUUCCUUAAGAACAUGGAGGAAGAGGAGGAGGAAGUGACAGACCUGAAGCUGCAACUGUUCCACAAUACAGUGAGGGAGCACAUUAUAUUCUUGUUGCUCAUCAUUCUACUGUACUUUAGCUCGUAUGUGGUCGUCUCGCGUUUCCGUCGUCGCGACCGCGACGAUCUCUAUUCAAAUGACGAGGACGAGGUGCUGGUCUAUCGGAUAAGCUUUUGGCUCUGCACCUUCACACUGGCAGUCGCCGAGGGCGCUGCCAUGCUGCUGCCGGUGUCCAUAGCGAGUAACGAGGUGCUGCUGCUGUAUCCCAACAGCUAUUACGUCAAAUGGUUGAAUAGCUCUCUAAUACAAGGGCUGUGGAAUCAUGUGUUCCUUUUCUCCAAUCUAUCGCUGUUCGUCUUUCUACCAUUUGUUUAUCUUUUCUCCGAAUCGACCGGCUUCGUGGGCCACAAGAAGGGCAUCCUGGCGCGAGUCUACGAGACCUUUACAGUAUUUAUAUUGAUGGCUAUCAUUGUACUAGUUCUGACUGCCGUGCUCAGCGCAGUGUUUGGCAUUGAAAAGUUCCAGUUCUUUUGGUUUCUAAAUUUGGGCAGUGUUCACCUGCCGUUCCUUUAUUCAUGUGUCUCAUUUCUAGGCGUAAUGCUAAUGCUGAUUUGUACACCUUACGGAUUUGUGCGACUGUUUGGCGUUGUCAACCAGGUGCUGGUUAGGCCCAUGCUGCUGCGAGACGUGAACGAGGAGUUCAGUGCCUUCUAUAUGGAGGAGGCUAGCGUUAAGCGCAAGCUGGCCUACAUUGACCUUCACAAUGUGAGCAUAUCGGAUGCUAAACGGGGCAGUCGCUUUACAAAUGGCAACGGGCGUACACACAGCUAUCUGCCACAGCCGCUGCUGCAACAUUCGCUGGCGCAUUUGUACCAACGCAAAUCGCUUGUCGGGAAUGUCGAUGAGCAACACCAACUGCUAAACGAAAGACUGAAAGAGCUAUACAGUGAGCGAAAGGAGUUGGACAAGCUGCGCAAGUCGAGCACUUUUCAACGCACCUUCGUCUAUCCGCUUGCCAUGCUGCUGUUACUGUUUUGUACAGCCGUAACCAUACUGCUGGUCGUGCAAAACACACUGGAGCUGCUCAUAGGCAUUAAGGCGCUGCCGCUGAGCACAAGGCAAUUUACGCUUGGCAUUUCAUCGCUAUCGAAGCUUGGACCGGUUGGCGCCGCCAUGGAAGUGUGUCUCAUAUUUUAUCUAGGCGCCACCUCGGUGGUGGGUUUUUACAGCAUGCCCUUCAUGAAUAAUGUGAGGCCCAAACGGCGACAGACUUCGCUGCCUCAGCUGAUGUUAAACUGUGGCUUCAUGCUGGUUUUGUCCUCUGCGCUGCCACUGCUAAGCAGGAUCAUAGGUAUUACCAACUUUGAUCUGCUGGGUGACUUUGGAGCCAUCGAGUGGCUCGGUAAUUUUCAGAUUGUCCUGCUGUACAAUCUAGUAUUUGGCACAACGACAGCGCUGUGUUUGGCCAAUAAAUUUACGGCGACGGUGCGACGAGAGCUUCGUGCACGGUUAGUCGAGAACUAUGUGCUCUUUACUAACUACAUGAGCUUCAUCAACUGAUAUUUAAGACAGCGACGCGACAAAGCCUUGCCAUGCCAGCGCCAACGUUACGCUGACCAGCUGCUCAGGCGCUUUGUCGAGUCGCCCUUUACGAGUCUAACUAGUUUAUAUGCCAAGUACUACGAUCUUAGUCGUAAGAGUAGUCGAAAUACCACCGCUAGUCGUCAGGCAGACAAGAUGGACUGUUAAGAGAGGAAUGUGGAGGUGCAGCUUCCGACAUGAAUUUAAACUACUUUAUACAGAACUGAUAUUGAUAUUUAAAUGUUGCGCUGUUUAUUGUUGUGCUUAAUUGUUGUAGUUUAUAGUGUACGCACAGCAUUUAAACUGCAUUUCCGCUUUGUGCGUGUAGACACCCCCACCCCCACACCCACACACACACACACUCACAGGCAAAUGGAAGCUACAGUUACGUUCUAAGAUUUACAUUUGUGAACAUCUAUCAAAUCUAUUUUGUAUACAAACAUUGUGUGCAACAUAAACUGCUGUCAACAGAUUAGGUUUAGGCUAAAUUGUAGGUGUUUUUAAAAUUUUAUUAGUCUGAGUCUAUAGUCAAUGUCGAUAUGUUUAUUCGAUAUCCAUUUCAUGCAUAUUUUUACAAUAAUUCUCGUAUUUGUACUAAUUUAAAGCAAGAAUUUUAACGCA